Molecule: messenger RNA, 791 nt
Organism: Cylicostephanus goldi
Lineage: Eukaryota; Metazoa; Nematoda; Chromadorea; Rhabditida; Strongylidae
Source: the annotation of a GenBank genome assembly
CCAGUCAGACGUCCUGGUGCUAAAGAUCUUGUUGAAAGAACGGAAGCUCUCUCCGUAGCUCUCAACAUUGAUCUGUCAAAGCCAGUUAUAAAUGUUGACACUCCACUUCUCAAACGAAUACCGGGACGAUCUUCUUCUGCUGCACCGAAUGCUGCUCCUCCGCGACCACCACCACCUAGAUCAGCAGUAGCUGAGGAAGUGACAGAACAGGCUUCAGCAAUGCUAGGUGCUCUCAAGGGUCAAGGUUUGUCUCUGCUGAAGAAUCUGAGAGAAAAGUCCUCAGCUGUGGUUCAGAAAGUCCAAGUUUGGGAGUCUGAAGGCUGUAAAAGGUCUCUAACAAUAUCAAAGUCACUCUCGUCCGAAUUGGAUGUUGGUGAUGUUCUUCUAGAUGGGCAAGUCACAUUGCUCAUGUCGUACAGUAGGUCGGACCAGAGCGAUACCACAUCCAAGGUUUGGGAGUCUGAAGGCUGUAAAAGGUCUUUAACAAUAUCGAAGUCACUCUCGUCUGAAUUAGAUGUGGGAGAUGUUCUUCUAGAUGGGCAAGUCACCCUGCUCAUGUCGUAUAGUAGGUCGGAUCCGAGUGAUACUACAUCCAAGAAAUUUAUGUUUUCUGUUGUGUUUCACACCAGCACCGCAGAGGAACUCAUGAAAUUUGCUCGAUCGGAUAUAGACAUUAGCGCGGUCGAAGAGAACAACAUACCACCUGACUUUAGGUCGGUUUCAUUUCUGUUUAUUUCAUUUUAUAAACUUUUGCUGUCGCACUUUGUGUUGUGCGCAUUACGUGAGUAACG